Messenger RNA from Capsella rubella, 1490 nucleotides. RefSeq lists its product as uncharacterized. Gene Ontology annotation, molecular function: zinc ion binding; nucleic acid binding. NCBI's taxonomy places the organism in Eukaryota, Viridiplantae, Streptophyta, Magnoliopsida, Brassicales, Brassicaceae. The transcript has 3 exons. The record is from RefSeq and is a predicted model, not a curated record. Bases 114 to 1289 code for a protein of 391 amino acids.
CACAAAUCGAGACACAACACUAUUCACCUGUCUUGUCUACUAAACGCGACUUCUAUAGAAUCCGAGAGAACAAGUGGAAGAAGCACGACGACGAUUACUUCCUCCGAUCAGUCAUGCAAACUGGCGAUUGCUUCCAUUGUCAUCAGCCUGGCCACUGGGCCAAAAACUGUCCUCUCAAAACCACCACAGUUCCCACCGCCGCCGUGUCUCCGCCGGUCAUUCACUGCCCCUGUAACGGCGGAGUUUGCAACGUUUUCACUUCUAAAACAGAGGAAAACCCAAACAGGAGAUUCUACAAAUGCCCAAGCUGUGGAUAUUUCAAAUGGUGUGAUCAAGAGAGUAUCAUCAAACCAGAGUCAAUCUCUGUUCAUCCCACUUGCCCUUGUGGCUCUAGACCUUGUAGAAAGAAUUUUGGGGCUUGUGGAUUCUUUAAGUUAGAGGAUGAUGUUCAAACUCUACCUAAAUCUGAACAACUAGGGAAUGUAAAGAGGAGUAGACUUGGAGUGGUGGUUGAAUCAGAUUUGAAUCCAAGUUUAUCUAAUGAGUCUACUCUUGGAAACAGAGUUGUUGGUAGAAUUGCUCAGCCUGUGAAAGAUACUCUUCCAAUGAAUGCAAUCACUGUCGGAAAAGAAUCGAAUCCGGUUUUCGCAGGUUUCAACAAUCGUAAAUUGGUCUCCAAUGGUGGAAUUGUUUCUGUAGAUGGCAGAAACCAAGGCAAUGUCCCUUCAUUUGAUUUGAUUACAUUAUAUGAAGAUGCGGAAGAGCAAAUACUUCCUUCACUUGCCCCUAAACACCUUGAACCUCAAGUGGAGACUUUGUGUAGUGAUCUUUUGAAAUGUAACAGUAAAGCGAGUUAUGCAUCGGAGGAGAUAACUGGUGUAUCUCAGAACACUGGUGGUUCAGUUUCGAAUGGCAAAACCAAACCUGACCAUAAACAUCAAUCUACUAUAUCUGGUGAAACCGGAGCCUCGUUUUCAGGUAGCUCUUCCUUGAUGGACCUCAUGGAGCAAUAUAACUCAGAAAAGCUUCAUUUCAAGAAUGUUUCUUUGAAAUAUGUUGAUACCUUGACUGCCUUUACGGAUUCGUACAAGCAACUUAAGUCACUUCGUGAUAGAGCACAUAGUCUCAGUGAAGUAGAGAAACAGAUGAAGUUUUGCGAGGCGGAGACCUCUGAGUUUGCAAUGAGGCUUCAAGAAGUUUCUGGUGAAAUGGCGAAAUUGCAGAAUAAAAUGCUGGAGACGACAGGAAAGGUGGCUAAGGAGAAGCAAAGGGACUUCGCAGCUCCAUAGAUAAGAAAAAGAAGCUAAGGAGUGGACUUGAGUGUUUAUAUAAUUAUGUUCAACUAAAUAAUAUGAGUAGAUGACUGAAGAUAAUCUAUGGUUCUGUAAAACUUAUGUAUAAUUUAGGACCUAAGCAUUUUGUGAAUUUCCCACAUUAUUAUCCAACUUGUAGUCUUGAUCUUACCUUGAAUCAGAUGAUGAAGUUGACUA